GCCCCGGGAGCCCGGAGCCGGAUCUACAAGCCCGUCCCUCCCGCUCCGGCGCUUGUUGCUCGCCCGGCCCGAGCGGGAGCUGCCGCCGCCGGGCAGCAAGGCUGAUUCCGUCCCUUCCUUCUCGCGCCCCACCUCCCCGAGAGCAGGCUUAGGACGAGCAGCAGCCCCAGCAGGAGGGAGGGGGUGCGGUGUGGACAGGCAUUGCCCCCCACCUGCAAGUCUUGAGGCGCUACGUAGCCGCGGGGGCAAGACAUGCGUGGCUGCCCUCUUGCCCAGCCUCCCCGCCGCCCGCGCCUGGAGAAGAGGGACUGCGGAGCCUGCACCUGCAAACUCGCCAUAGAAGUCUCAGGGUGAGGCGGGGGGCCCCUCCCAAUUCCCCACGGCCUCCACCUCCCGGCGGGUGGUCUCAGCCCCUGUCCGGGGACCUGUGCCAAUGACCCUAGUGGUGGUUUCGCUUUCUCCCCUCUCGGCGGUGUGAACGUGUGUCCGCAGCGCGAUGGGCAACCAGGUGGAGAAACUGACCCACCUAAGUUAUAAGGAAGUUCCCACGGCCGACCCGACCGGCAUGGACCGGGACGACGGGCCUCGCAUCGGGGUCUCGUAUAUCUUUUCCAAUGACGAUGAGGACAUGGAGCCGCAGCCGCCGCCCCAGGGGCCGGAUGGAGGCGGCGGUGGGUUGCCCGACGGCGGGGACGGGCCGCCGCUGCCCCCGCCGCAGCCCUACGACCCGCGGCUGCACGAGGUGGAGUGCUCCGUGUUCUAUCGCGACGAGUGCAUCUAUCAGAAAAGCUUCGCGCCGGGCUCCGCAGCGCUGAGCACCUACACGCCGGAAAAUCUGCUCAACAAGUGCAGGCCUGGCGACCUGGUGGAGUUCGUGUCGCAGGCGCAGUACCCGCACUGGGCUGUAUACGUGGGCAACUUCCAGGUGGUGCACUUGCACCGGCUGGAGGUGAGCAACAGCUUCCUGACGGACGCGAGCCAGGGCCGGCGCGGCCGCGUGGUGAACGAUCUGUACCGCUACAAGCCGCUGAGCCCCAGCGCCGUGGUGCGCAACGCGCUGGCGCAAGUGGGCGCCAAGGAGCGCGAGCUGAGCUGGCGCAACUCGGAGAGCUUCGCCGCCUGGUGCCGCUACGGCAAGCGCGAGUUCAAGAUCGGCGGCGAGCUGCGCAUUGGCAAGCAGCCCUACCGGCUGCAGAUCCAGCUCUCUGCGCAGCGCAGCCACACGCUGGAGUUCCAGAGCCUGGAGGACCUGAUCAUGGAGAAGCGGCGCAACGACCAGAUAGGGCGCGCAGCGGUGCUGCAGGAGCUCGCCAUGCACCUACACCCGGCCGAGCCAGACGAGGGCGACUGCGACGCCGCGCGGACUACGCCGCCUCCCGGGCGCCCCCCUGCGCCCGGCCGGGAGGAGGAGGACCGAGAGGCAGUGGUGCACUGAUGGACGAGCUGUGCACAGCUGUGAAAAGGAGCUGUUUGGAGCAGCCGCUGCCCCCUGCCUCCUCUCACUCCCUCCUCUACCGCUUUCUGGGCCCCAUCUGGGCUCCUGGGCCAUUUGGAAAACCUAGAGUUGGCGAAAUGCGCAGCCAGCUGUGGCUUGAGCUUGCUAUCUUGGACGGAGGAGGAAGAGGGAGCAGGUAGGAACACCUUGGCUGGGGGCACUUCCUUCCCGCCUCCUCAAUUUGUCUUCCUUUCCGAAGUGGGGGCAGACUGUGAACUUGCCUGACACUUAAUCCUUGCUGGACCUGGGUCCAAAAUCGACCCUUCUUAAGCACGCAGAGCUGGAGAAAAGUUCGGAGUAUCAACGCCUGCCAUUGCCUCCUCCUGGCUUCUCCUCCUACCCUGGGCUUGGAGGAUGUCCUGUAGGAAGGCCAGAUUGGGUUUGUGUGGGUGCCAGGCCAGCGUAGAGAGCCUCUUAUCUGCUACCCCCGCGGAGCUGUGUGUGGAAUCCAGGAGGCUAGGGUGAUUUGUUUUAUGAGAUUCCUGGGGUGCAAGGCUGGCGAAACCAGGACCAGGUUUAGGA
This is a messenger RNA of Diceros bicornis minor, 2017 nucleotides long. It is a transcript of the gene LRATD2, whose product is annotated as LRAT domain containing 2. The transcript has 2 exons. Lineage: Eukaryota; Metazoa; Chordata; Mammalia; Perissodactyla; Rhinocerotidae. The coding region runs from base 497 to 1435 and encodes 312 amino acids. The record is from RefSeq and is a predicted model, not a curated record.